AUGAGUCAGCGUAUCAACGCCUUAGUUUCGAAUAAUGUACAUUUCCAGGAGACAAAUGCGCAGAAGCGUGCUGCCCCUGUUGCUCGGAUCCUGCACCGCUCAGUCAGCGGCAACACGGAGGGCGGCAAGAAGGCCACAAAAGGCACCAGCUCGGCUGCGCUCAAGGCCAGAGCCCGGAAGGCGGAGAAGGAAUACUGGGCCAACAUCGUCAAGGUGUUCCCCGCCCAGAAGAUCCGCGUCAUGGCUACACUCGAGAAGGGGCUGACGCACUACAACACGGCGCUGCUGCGGCGCAAGGAGCUGAUCGACGAGGUGACGGCCAUGAAGGCGCAGAACGCAGAGCUCAAGAACCUGCUCAAGCAGUACCUGGCCGCCCCCAUCAACGAGGUCCUCAUCGUGCCGCCCACGCAGAUGCAGCUCUACCAGUGACAGGCGAAAGCGAAGUUGAAGUGCUACUUAAGCGAAAUGGACUCACAAUACCCAUG
Phytophthora sojae is the source of this 485-nucleotide messenger RNA. RefSeq lists its product as hypothetical. The transcript is spliced from 2 exons. Gene Ontology annotation, biological process: regulation of cilium movement; axonemal dynein complex assembly; cilium-dependent cell motility. Gene Ontology annotation, cellular component: axoneme; axonemal dynein complex. Bases 1 to 429 code for a protein of 142 amino acids. The record is from RefSeq and is a predicted model, not a curated record. NCBI's taxonomy places the organism in Eukaryota, Oomycota, Peronosporomycetes, Peronosporales, Peronosporaceae.